Amborella trichopoda is the source of this 3752-nucleotide messenger RNA. RefSeq lists its product as uncharacterized. NCBI's taxonomy places the organism in Eukaryota, Viridiplantae, Streptophyta, Magnoliopsida, Amborellales, Amborellaceae. Gene Ontology annotation, biological process: protein phosphorylation. Gene Ontology annotation, molecular function: ATP binding; protein kinase activity; receptor serine/threonine kinase binding. The record is from RefSeq and is a predicted model, not a curated record.
AGCCCAAAGGCCUAGCGUCGUACUGUGGAGUCGUAGACCCAUGAUGCACCAGAAAGCAGACAACUCCCACUUGUCCACAUCUCGUCUUCUGGCCCUUUUCCACUACUGCCCUUUAAAAGUCACCAAAUCCGCAUCGAUUGUGGUGCGUGCCACAACUCAAAAGGCCCACUUUUAACCCACCCAUUUCGCAUAUGGGCAGUUCCGUCAUUUUCCAACAGACGUUGUACGGCCAAAGUUGAACGAGCUGUCGAUCUCACAUCUCUCGCACGAUUUUAACGACACGUGUGCUGAAUUCACAAGUGCGAAACACCGGCCGUCGAUCUGUUGUACCGACAGUCAAGAGCCGUACGAUCGCGACCCACAUCUCAUGGCAUGAACAGAACGUAACAGCGCCGUUAGUGAACUGGAAACUGCCGUCAAGUCCAGUUGGCUGCAUUCACGAGUCGCCAUAGGCUGACGGCGUACAGUCACUAGCGGAAAGCCCGCCCUCAUUUGGAAUGGUAUACGAGAGAGAAAGGGAGAGUGAUUGAAAAUGCAAUGCGUGCGAGUCUUCUUUCUCACGCCCGUUUUGUGCCACUCUCCUUUGAUUCUCUGCUGAAAAUUCCUCAUAUUUCACUAUGAAACGCAUCGAAUCUUAUUCAUCUUCACCCUUUUCUCCUUCCAUUUAUUCACCACUCUUCUCUCAAUUCAACGCCUCUCUCCAUCACCUCUUCACCUUAGCAGAAGCGGCAAUGCAUCGCUUUUCUUUCUCGUUGCUCUUUCUUGCUCUGUUUGUAAUCAUCUGUGAAUGUGUAGAUGAUUCUGAAGUGCUUCUAAAGCUCAAACGUGGUUUGAUAUUGGAACCGCAAAAAAUCUCCUUCUUAAAGGAUUGGGAGACGGGAAAAGACCACUGUCUAUGGAGUGGCGUUACCUGCAAUGACGAGGCUCGGGUGGUGGCCCUCAACAUUUGCUUCAUCCCUCUCCAUGGCCGCAUCUUCGGCGACAUUGGCCUACUCGACAAACUCGUCAAUGUCACCCUUUCCAGCAGCAAUCUCACUGGAAACCUCCCACCCCAAAUUGGGCACCUCAGGUCUCUCCGUUUCCUUAAUAUCUCCAACAACGAUUUAUCUGGGGACAUCCCGACGACCUUUUCAGGGUUGCAGGAACUCGAGGUUCUUGACGCCUACAAUAACAAUUUCUCAGGCCCUCUUCCUCACGAGGUCGCCUCGCUCAAAGGGCUUCGUCACCUCCAACUUGGUGGAAACUACUUCAGCGGCGAGAUUCUCACCAGUUAUGGAGGAGUUGAGAGUUUGGAGUACUUGGGCCUCAAUGGAAACGCGCUUUCUGGUCACAUACCAGGAGAGCUAAGCAUGUUAUCAAACCUUAGAGAGAUGUAUCUUGGCUACUAUAAUUCGUACAGCGGAGGUAUUCCCUCCGAGUUUGGUCUUUUCGCCAAGCUUGUUCGCCUCGAUCUGGCAUCAUGUAAUUUAUCCGGCCAGAUUCCGGCGACUCUAGGACAAUUAAAGUUUUUGGAUACAUUGUUUUUGCAGAUGAAUAGAUUUUCCGGGGAGAUUCCAGAGGAGCUUUCCGGCCUAAAGAGCGUGAAAUCUUUGGAUUUGUCAAAUAACCAGCUUACUGGAGAGUUGCCGGAAGGCUUUUCAGAGCUUAGAGAGCUUACCCUGCUUAACCUCUUCAGAAACAAUCUUCAUGGUGCGGUCCCUCCAUUUAUAGCAGAGCUCCCAAACCUUGAGGUUUUGCAACUAUGGGAGAACAAUUUUACUGGCUCACUGCCUGAAAAUCUCGGCCGAAAUGGCAGGCUUCUGAAACUCGAUCUCACGGCCAACAGAUUGACGGGAUUGAUACCGUCAGCUCUCUGUUUCGGUGGUAGAUUUCAGGUCUUGAUUCUUCUCGACAACUACUUCUUUGGCCCAAUACCAGAAUCACUCGGCAUAUGUAAAUCUCUGACUAGAGUUCGCCUGGCGAAGAAUUUCUUGAAUGGGUCGAUUCCUGAAGGAUUUCUGAACCUACCAUUAGCCGAUAUGAUUGAGCUCACCGACAAUUACCUUUCUGGCAAACUUCCGUCGAGGAUUUCAGCCUCUGUUGUGCUUGGAGAGCUUAUACUCUCCAACAAUCUCUUUACAGGGAGCAUUCCAUCUUCCAUUUCAAACCUUACUGGACUGCAGACUCUCUCUCUGGAAGGCAACCAGUUUUCGGGAGAGAUCCCACAAGGAAUUGGGGAGCUCCAGCAGCUAUCAAAGCUCAACCUCAGCAACAACAAGUUUUCCGGGAAGAUUCCGGCCGCUCUUGGUCGAUGCUUCUCUUUGUACUCUGUUGAUAUAAGCAACAACCAACUAGCCGGAACAAUCCCUGAUGAGCUCGCCGACCUCCACAUACUCAAUGUUCUCAAUCUGUCCGGAAAUCAUCUCUCAGGUGAGAUUCCUGCAAAGAUGAAGUGGAUGCAGAGCCUCACGUCGCUUGACCUCUCAUAUAACCAGCUCUCCGGCAUCGUCCCCACAGGUGGGCAAUUCGCGGCAUUCAACAUGAGCUCGUUUAUGGGAAACCCUGAUCUCUGCGGUAGCCCGCUGCGAUACCCCUGUUCCCGGAAACAUGUCCCGAGCGAGAAUGGUGGGGAACACGGCGCAAAAACCAGCUUGAAAAUGCUGGUUUCUCUCAUCGUGUUACUGGCCUUGGGUGUAUUUGCAGCUGUUUUUGUACGCAUGAUGAAGGCAAGGGAGGCGAAGAGGAAAAGCGAAAAGGCAUGGAAGCUCACUGCGUUUCAGAGGCUCGAUUUCAGUUACAUGGACGUGCUUCAAUGCUUAAAAGAAGAGAACAUGAUAGGGAGUGGAGGAGCCGGGGUCGUGUACAGAGGCGUGAUGCCGAGCGGCCAAGAGGUGGCCAUCAAAAGGCUGAGAACCACAGUGGAGAAAUCGGACGACGACCGUGGGUUCUCGGCGGAAAUCCAGACGCUGGGGAGGAUAAGGCACAGGCAUAUCGUGCGGCUGCUGGGGUUCUGCUCAAAUAAGGAGACGAAUUUGCUGGUGUACGAGUACAUGAGGAAUGGGAGCUUGGGUGAGGUGUUGCAUGGGAGGAAAGGUGGGCAGGUUUUGGGGUGGGAGACGAGGUGCAGGAUUGCGGUGGAGGCCGCCACGGGCUUGUGUUAUUUGCACCACGAUUGCUGCCCCAUGAUUAUUCAUAGGGAUGUUAAGUCUAAUAACAUAUUGCUUGAUUCCACCUUGGAGGCUCAUGUCGCUGACUUUGGCCUCGCCAAGUUCAUGCAGGAUGCAGCCGCCUCCCAGAGCAUGUCCACCGUAGCCGGAUCCUAUGGCUACAUCGCUCCAGAGUAUGCAUAUACGCUGAAGGUGGACGAGAAGACGGAUGUCUACAGCUUCGGGGUGGUGCUGCUCGAGCUGAUCACCGGGCGCAAGCCGGUGGGGGAGUUCGGGGAAGGGGUGGACCUGGCACGGUGGGUGCGCAAGAUGGCUGAGUGCUCGCCGGACAUGGUUUCGGUGGUGAGUCAGGUGGUCGAUACUCGCCUCACCGCUUACCCCCUGCACUCGGUCACCCACCUGUUCAGGGUGGCGAUGCUGUGCGUGGAGGAGCAGAGCGUGCAGAGGCCCACUAUGCGGGAGGUGGUGCACAUGCUCACCAACCCUCCCGCUGCUCCUGACCUCCUAUCUCUCUAAUUGAACAACAAUACACAAGCUUGUACAUAUUAUCUAUCUGUUUGUUUGUGACCUCUCUUACUCUCUUAAUCGUACCUGCAAGUUUCGAAA